AGUAAGUUACGUUUUGCUAUGUCACGCCGAGGAAGUUUCAGACCAGUUUAUUUUUAGCAAACUUGAUUCGUGAGAACACUGAAACACAUGCUGCCGUGUACGCGAUCUGAAACGAGUCUGCGUCGCGCUUUUUAAGGAGGAAUUUUAGGUAAUUUGUGAACCGUUAUUACUGUAAAGCUAACAGUGAAGUGAAGCCAGGAGCCUCAUGUUUUCGUUAAGCCAAGAGGAGCACUGCGCCCCAUCCAUAGACCUAGUGAAAUACGGAGAGCUGGUGGUUCUGGGGUACAAUGGCUCGCUGCCCAACGGAGAUCGUGGUAGACGGAAAAGCAGAUUUGCUCUAUACAAGAGAAUCAAACCCAAUGGUGUAUCACCAAGCACUGUGCACGUCCUCAAUACACCCCAGGCCACCAAGGCCGUGAGCUGUAAAGGUCAGCACAGUAUCUCCUACACGCUAUCGAGGAACCAUACCGUAGUGGUAGAGUACAGCCAUGAUAAAGACACAGAUAUGUUUCAGAUUGGGCGUUCUACUGAGAGUCCCAUAGACUUUGUGGUGACUGAUACAAUAGCAGGGGGUCAGGAGGGUGAAGAGACUCUUAUCACGCAGAGUACCAUCUCUCGUUUUGCCUGCCGAAUUGUCUGCGAACGUACCCCGCCUUACACCGCUCGCAUCUAUGCAGCCGGAUUUGAUACGUCCAAAAACAUCUUCCUUGGGGAAAAAGCUGCAAAAUGGAAAAACCCUGAUGGUCACAUGGACGGCUUAACAACCAAUGGUGUGCUGGUAAUGCACCCUAAGGGGGGAUUCACUGAGGAGUCCAAGCCCGGCGUGUGGAGAGAGAUCUCUGUUUGUGGUGAUGUUUACACGUUGAGAGAGACCCGCUCAGCACAGACCCCAGGCAAACUGGUGGAGAAUGAGAGCAAUAUUCUACAGGACGGCUCCCUGGUGGAUCUGUGUGGAGCAACGUUGCUGUGGCGUACUGCUGAAGGCCUCUUCCACACUCCCACGCAAAAGCACCUGGAGGCACUCAGGCAGGAGAUCAAUGCAGCGCGCCCCCAGUGCCCUGUGGGCCUCAAUACCCUCGCCUUCCCCAGCAUGCACCGGAGUCGUGCCCUUUCAUCUCUGGAAGACAAGCAGCCUUGGGUGUACUUGGCGUGCGGUCACGUGCACGGUUACCACAACUGGGGCCACCGUUCAGAGCAGGAGGCCAACACUGAGCGAGAGUGUCCCAUGUGCCGGGUGGUGGGGCCCUACGUGCCACUGUGGCUGGGCUGCGAGCCGGCCUUCUACGUGGACACAGGUGCACCCACAUACGCCUUCGUGCCAUGCGGACACGUGUGUUCAGAGAAGUCGGUCAAGUACUGGUCAGAGAUCCCUCUGCCCCACGGCACUCACGCCUUCCACGCAGCCUGCCCCUUUUGCGCCACCCAACUUGGCCCAACUCAGGGCUAUUCCAAGCUAAUCUUCCAGGGUCCGGUGGACUGAGUUUAAGGGGUAUUGCUCUGGCUGAGGAGAUUAAACAGGAAUGCUGACAUGCAGUGAAAGAUUAUUUUGUGCUUUCUUUCAUUUAUGUAAGCCAGCUCUGGAACGAAGCGAGCCUUUUUCAGGUUCUGGUCAUGUACUGUGGAUUGACAAUAGAGAGCCAUUACAGAUUGUUCGGGGCCUUUUGUGGCUGUUUGGAUGGCCACUGCAGGAUGCAGAGAUGUGAAGCACACUGGACCACAGACGCACGGCUCCUCCAGAAUUAAAUACUGUUUUAGCUAUCCUGCCAACAAACCUCUUUAAACAAGGCUCCAGUGCUGGGCUGUAAACUACAAUGCCUGCUGGUUUUCCAUCAGAGGGCUGUAACACUAAGGUUGUAGAAGGAAUGAGUUGAAUUUACUCAUGAAUCAGACUGAACCAAAUUAUAGCAAGCAGGUGUAGUUGAGUCUUCUGGGAAAUAUAUGGGGUGGGGUGGGGGAGGGUAUAUAAUUCAGUUCCUGGUGGGCCUGAAACCAAGAUUUUACAGAGCCAGACAGCUGGACUGUUGGCUGAGAGAAAAGCUCGGAGAAGAUGGAAGUUUUAAUAGUUAACUUGUUAAAUGGUCUACACUGAUGUCCUGGUCCUUAACCCGUAACGGCAUCAACACCUUGUAGCUCUCCGGAGGCGGUUUCUAACUGCCGAACAAACUUUGAGGGAGAGUUGGGGGGUGGGUGGGAAGACUUUUUAUGUACAGAGAUAUAAUCCAGUGCCUCAAAUCCCAUCAAACUAUGGGAAUAUUUUUCAUAGUUGUCAAAAAGAUAUUUUGUUGAAGGUAAAGAGAGAGAUAGUUUUGCAUACAGAAGGUGUAAGAAAAAUAACAACCCACACAGAUUCUAACACCAGAGGUAUUUUAUUACACUGAGGCCCUUGUACUGUUUUGUAAUGCAAAUGUUAAUAUAUUUUUCUCCAGCAUAUAUAAUGUGUGUGAGAAUGCUUGAGCGUAUGUGUGCGUGCAUGUUUGUGUGAUUGUGUGCGUGUGGAUUGGACUGCGUGGGUGCCCUCGGGCCGUUAAAAUCACCCUGCAUCGCUUCACCCCGAUCCCCAAAAACGCUACCAGAGAGAACGCGGGAUUUAACACAAGGUCGCAGGGGCUUGACAAUGAAUGUACUGAAAUGCAUUGACCCUUCUCGCUGGUGGUGCUUUGAUUAUACAACUUGCUUUCAAGGUGUGAUCGAAGCCUGCUUUCAGUUAAAUAAAUCGCCGGAGCCGUACAACCAUAUGAAUCAAGCGUACCUGCUUGCUUGCUAGCUGUCACUGCCCCACACAAACACACACACGCGCACACACACACACAGACACACACUGUAUUCAAUCUGCACUGUUGUUAGCUUUAUCCCCACGCUGGGUUUGAUCCAAUGAUUUGUACGCUGUCGAACCUGGGCACAGUCUCAGCAGCAUCCAGAGAUUAUACCAAAUAUAAGGAGGAGCUGUUUUCUCUCCACAUGCAAGAUGCGACGGCCACUUUUUCCUCCAAUCCAAAGUGUUUCUGUAAACAAUGCUACCCCCAAACUGCUGCUGCUGCUGUGGUGGUGGAAUGUUGACAGCUCUGGAUUACAGUCAAGGCUGUUCAGUCGCUUCAUGGGAACAAUGAUAUUAUCACACUCUGUGCCAAAUUUGGUAAGUUCUAUUGUGUGCGGAUGAGUCAAGUUGUCCAAAACAAAAGUAGCAGAUGAAUUGAAAACUGAAGAAUCUGGGACAAAUCUGUCUGUGAUGUUAGCUUUCCAGACUGUGCCCAAACGAGUGUCGUUUCCAACAUUAGAUUAUGAAAUACAAUAGUGAGCAUUAAAACAAUGAGAUGUUAAGGGCGAUGUUCUAUUAUAUAGCAUUAGGUUUUCCCAGACUUUAUUAUGAUGAUUAAAAAAUUUCAGAGGUAUAUCUGAGGCGGGGGAAAUCUGCCUUUGUCCUCGACAUGGUAUUUUUACUUUAUUUUAUUUUUUUCUUUCCGCUUCCCUCUGAAGAGAAACAUAUUUGGCAUUGUUAAGAAUGUCAGCAGCAUUACACUUUUCCUCUAACCACAGAGCAUUUCAGACUCGCCUGAUUUCUGCUGAUGUUAUUUAACUGCCAUGCUGGGUCAAGCACUAGGCCACAUACUGUACGGUAGCAUUCCCUUCUAACCUCAUGUGCGUUCGGCUCAAACACUGUGUCCAUUGCUUAAGACCGUGUUCUGUAACAGCUGCAAGAGUAGCUGCCUCAAACAUUCCUCCUCGGUAAACAUGGGUGGGGCCCACAGUUCACCCAAGGGCUUGUUCUAUGAUUAUUAUUAUUUUUGUGUCUCUAGCAGGAACUCUGUACACAAGCCAUAGAACGCACUGAUGCUCCUAAUGUCUCCUUUGCAAAGAAUAAAAUAUUUUUUAA
Pelmatolapia mariae (spotted tilapia) is the source of this 3871-nucleotide messenger RNA. RefSeq names its product pellino E3 ubiquitin protein ligase family member 2 (gene peli2). Gene Ontology annotation, biological process: protein polyubiquitination; regulation of Toll signaling pathway. The record is from RefSeq and is a predicted model, not a curated record. Lineage: Eukaryota; Metazoa; Chordata; Actinopteri; Cichliformes; Cichlidae. The transcript is spliced from 6 exons. Gene Ontology annotation, molecular function: ubiquitin protein ligase activity; protein binding. The coding region runs from base 206 to 1480 and encodes 424 amino acids.